This is a messenger RNA of Suncus etruscus (white-toothed pygmy shrew), 995 nucleotides long. It is a transcript of the gene MYL6B, whose product is annotated as myosin light chain 6B. Gene Ontology annotation, molecular function: calcium ion binding; structural constituent of muscle. Bases 156 to 776 code for a protein of 206 amino acids. The transcript is spliced from 7 exons. The record is from RefSeq and is a predicted model, not a curated record. Gene Ontology annotation, cellular component: myosin II complex. Lineage: Eukaryota; Metazoa; Chordata; Mammalia; Eulipotyphla; Soricidae.
GGAGCUCUAGGGACUACAACUCCCGGCAAGCUCUGGGUGGCUGGAUUUAACCCUUCAGGGCCCGCGGCUCCCGGGCAUCCCGCCUCUGCCUUUUACCUGGCUGCUGCAGGAGAUGGUGCCCCCAUCUGCACACUGCCCUGUGGCCACUGCACAUCAUGCCUCCCAAGAAAGAUGUUCCCGUGAAGAAACCCACCGGCCUGGCUCUGGGCAAACCUAUGGCCAAGCCAGCGCUGGGGUCUUCUCCAGCCAAGACCAAGUCUGAACCUGGCUCCACUGUCCCCGAGAAAAGCCAGGAUCCUCCCCUCGAUCUCUCCAAAGUGGUGAUCGAGUUUAACAAGGACCAGCUGGAGGAGUUCAAGGAAGCAUUUGAGCUGUUUGACCGAGUUGGGGAUGGCAAGAUCCUGUACAGCCAGUGUGGAGAUGUGAUGAGGGCGCUGGGCCAGAACCCCACCAAUGCUGAGGUGCACAAGGUCCUGGGGAACCCCAAGAAUGAUGAGCUCAAGUCCCGGCGUGUGGAUUUUGAGACUUUCCUGCCCAUGCUCCAGACAGUGGCCAAGAACCGGGACCAAGGCACCUAUGAAGACUACCUGGAGGGGCUCCGGGUGUUUGACAAAGAAGGCAACGGCAAAGUCAUGGGGGCCGAGCUCAGACAUGUUCUCACCACCUUGGGGGAGAAGAUGACGGAGGAGGAGGUGGAGACGGUUCUGGCAGGCCACGAGGACAGCAAUGGCUGCAUCAACUACGAAGCUUUCCUGAAGCACAUCCUGAGCGUCUGAGCUCUGGAGCAUCUUCUCAUCGCCUCGCCUCGGGAGGCCCCUCUCGGCCUGGGGGAGCAAAGCAAGCAAGCAAGCAAGCAAGGAAGCAAGCGAGUCUUCAAGUCCUGGCAACUCCCCAGUUUUUCCUCCACCUCAGCCUGAGGGGGGCCGGCGGAAUCGCGUUCCUGCCACUAGGAGGCCGCCUAGAGUUUUCAAAUAAAGAGCCGGUUCCUCCUUGGG